Molecule: messenger RNA, 5094 nt
Organism: Closterium sp. Yama58-4
Lineage: Eukaryota; Viridiplantae; Streptophyta; Zygnematophyceae; Desmidiales; Closteriaceae
Source: the annotation of a GenBank genome assembly
AUGCUCGAGUGCUCUUGGUUGGGGAUGCGGGACCACCUCGCACAUCACGUCUACAGCACAUUACACAUAAUGUCGCCUCCGUCGCCCAACACCGCGCGAGGGCGCUCCAGCAGAACGCGCCUCUUCUUCUCAGGCGCUCCCUUUUCUCGCAGCCGAAGCGACAACACAACAGCCUCCGCGAACCACGCCGCGGAAGGCGGGGGCAGGCCAGCGGCAGCUCCCGCGUCGUCAGCCGCGCCGUCGAGGCCUAGCGCGGGCGGCAUUAGCGACGGCGACAUCAAGCUGGAUUUCAACUCGUCGCCACCGUCGGCCGCGCUUUCCGAACAGAACCGCCGCGCGAGCAUGGACGGCUACACUGCUUUCCGCGACGCGUCCAAUGCCCCAGGCUCGCAGCGCCUGGGAAGCCCUGGCGGGGAUCAGCUUCCGGGCGGGGCGGGAAGAAGUCCGGCCGCGGCGCCGGCGGAGAGGAGUGCGGGCGAGCGGAUGCGCGAGGAGCUAUCGCGCCUCGCCAUGCUGGAGGAGACGCCCGAGGACGACGACUGGCUGGGCGGUGAACUGCUGCGCGCCAAGACUGACGGCGCAGCCAAUGCGGAGAGGCGCGCCAGGGUCCGCGGGAUGACUACCGGCGUCAGCACUGGUCGGCCAGGCUCGGGAGGGAACCGCAACGCGCAUGCCGCCAACGAGGGGUUUGGCGGAGCUGUGGCAGAAGAGUCGCAUUGGCCGGUAGGGGCGGCGGCAUGGAACGCGGGCGAGCUCCCUGCGCUUUUCACCCACUCCAUGCCCUUUCCCCCGCCCCAACGCCUCGCUGCUUCUGCCGCUCCGCUUGCCCAUGGGAGCGCCGGCGCCGAAUGGGGAGCGGUCCCCGAGUACGGGGCGAUGGGCGGCGUCAAUUCGGCGGAGUCGCGCGCGCUGAAUCGGAGCAACAGCAGCGGAAACAAGGCGUGGAACCCGCCGGAUGGCGCAAGCAACGCCGGUAACGUGCCGCUGUUUCCGUCCAUCAGCAGCGGCAAAGGCAGCAACAGUUUUGUUUUCCCCCGCAGAGCCCCGUCGAGCAGCGGGCAGCGAUCCAUGGAGCAAUUCGAGGCGCAAGCCGGGCUUAUAUCGGGUACAAUCGGCAGAGAGCAGGCGGCGAAGCCGCCUUUACAACAGCAGCUGCCGCACCUACGGCAGCAGCCUAACCCGCUUCAGCGGCUGUACCCAUCCGUGGUGGCCCCGCAAGGCGCGGUGCUGCCGCGCAACGUGGCGGCGUUGCGCCGGCCCAGCAGCAGCAGCGGGACUGCGCCUUCCUGCGGCGGAGGGUUCGCACGUGCGACGGGCGGAGAGUCGUCGAGCUCCAUGUCGCCCGACGCCUCCUCCACGGACGGCGACGGCGGGGCGUGCGACGCGGAUUUCCUGUCGGCGCCGAUUGCGCGGUCGGGGCCUGUGGCGUUCGGGCGAGUGGGCAUGGCGGCUCGCGGGGGAGCGGCGCAGCCGGGGGCGCAACGAGGGCCCUCUGCGCUGCGGCUACCGGCAGCGGGUCGCAACCUGCCGCCAUCACUGCUGCAGAAGCUGCAGUCGUUGCAGCAGCUCACGCAACCAUCGCCCGCACCUCCUGCAAUGGGCGAGCCUGCUUCUGCUGCCCCUCCACCCUUUGACGCCACCACUGACGCCAAGCCACGCGCGUGGGACCGACUCACCGCCCCCGCUGCGCCCGCUGCCAGCACUCGUCCCACAGGCGGAGCGGCCCAAGGGGAUGCGCGCAGUGGUUCGUCUCUUGCGUCCAGUGGGUCACAGGCGGGGUCCCAGGACGCGGAGCAACCACUGUCAGACGCGGACUCGAACGACGACAGCACCGCGGCCGAGCCACCCUGUGCAUGCCUCAACUGGCAGGGAGUGGAGAGCCUGUGUCGGGACAUGGAGUUGGACCGGCGUCCCAUCGAGUCCAUUGACAUCAUCAUCCCUGCGCCCGACACGCAAGGCAGCGCCGCACCCGGCGCCGCCUCCAGUGUGGUGUACGGGCUGCGCUUCGCUGGCACGGGCGAGUGGCAGCUGCCCGCCUGUGAGGCGCGUGCGGGGGGGGAGGUUGGUGCGCCGGGGGGGAGCCGUGAAGCGUACCGGUCCCACCAAGACUCGCUGCGCAGCGCGCCGAGCCUUCCGAGCAUGCCGUCGGGCGGGUCCGCGCGGUCCACGCCGCGGCGCACGGCGGGGGGCGUGUCGCGCUCGUACACGGACGAGCUGCAGCAGCAGUCGCCGCUCAUGGCGGCGGCGUCCUCCGCCUCCCCAGGCGCCUUCGGCGGCGGCUCGUCGCGCUUCUCCGCGGGCGGCGACGAGGCGGCGGCGGAGCUGCUCAUCGGCAUUCCGCCGAAGCGCCGCGCGGGCAGCAGCAGUUCCACCGGAAGCUUCCAGGAGCGCGACCGCAAGACGGUGUGGUUCGGCCGGCCGGGGCACGGCGCGGUCGGCAUCUCGGGCGUGGAGAGCGACGUGGGCAGCAGCGCGGGCAGCCUGGGGGGGGAAGGCUCCGCCUUCGGCAACUCGCUGACCGGCCCCGCCAGCUCGCGCCUGAACGGGCUGCUGUUCGGCGGGGGGGGAAGCGGCGGGGGGGCCGGCAUGUCGUCGUCGAUGGUGGGCGAGGAGGAGACGAUGCCCAUCGCGGGCACGGUGGGCGAGCCCAGCCCGUCGCACGGCGGCACGCUGCGCGACUACUCGAUGCGCGGCGGCGGCAAGCACUUCUGGACGUCCGCGCCUCCCCCCAUGGACCCCGCGGUGUCGCAGGCGGCUCCCGCACCCCCCGCGCAGUCGCAGUGGGGGGAGCAGAGCAGCGCGCAGGGGGGCGACGGCGCAACGGAGGGCGGAGGCGGGGGGGAUCAGGCGAGCACAGACGGGUCGGGGGGGGCAGGCGGGGGGGAAGAGGGCGCGUGCGCGGGGCCGUGCUGCAGCUCGCGCGCGCCUGCCGUGGCGGGCAGCACCGCCACCAUGCCCUCCGUCUGGUGGUCCGCCGCUCUCCAUCACGGGGCGCAGGUGCAGCUGCAGGCGUCCAACGGGCUGUGGGUGGGGCCGCGCCUGCCCGCGGGGCGGUGGGCGGAGCCAGGCGCGUACCACGAGACCGCGCCCGCCAGCGAGGUCUACACCGUGGAGCGCGAGGACACGCAGGCCCACGGCAGCGGUGCGCUGCGCCUGCGCACGCCCCAGGGCACGUACCUCACGUGCGCGCGCGAGCUCACUGUCACGGGGCUCGAUGCGACUGCCACGCCCGCCUCGCUGCUCUCCAUUGAAGUGGUGGAGGGCAUACCGCAGAAGGUGCGCAUACAGUGCAGCGACGGGUCGUUCAUAGUGGUGGAGGAAUCCGGCAUCCUCAUGCGCUCGCGCAACCGCGACGUGGCCGAGGCCUUCGCCGUGCGCGAGGCCAUGCAGCUGCCCGCCUUCCGCGGCGUGGGGCUGCCGGGCUGGCUGGUGCUGGAGGGCUGGCUGCGCCCCGACCUCUUCCGCCGCGUGCCUGUGUACAUUGACGGGCUGCAGUUUUCCCUGCAGUCACUCUAUACCGGGAAUUUUGUGCAUGUGGACUCGGCGAAUGGGUUCAGGUUGGUGGCGAAGGACGCGCAGCCGGGCGACUGGGCGUCGUUCCACAUGCGCACGCUGACGCUGGGCGACCGCCACCUGCACGAGGUGCGCUCGCUCGACUUCUCCUACUGGUCGCUGCACAACUCCUCCUCCCCGCCCGCCAACGCCUCCUCUGCUGCUGCAGGCUCUGGCGCCCCAGCCGCACCAGCAGGGGGUGGGGGCAUGGCGGAGGUGCGCAGCGAUGUGGCAAACCCGGGUGGAGAGGGCCUGGAGACGUUCCGGUUUGUGUUCCACGGGGCAGAGGCGCGGUGGGUGAUGAUCCAGGCGCCCAACGGCCGGUACCUCUCCGUCAACGACGAUGGCAGCGUUACAGCAUCCGUGCCAGCAGAGCAGGUGAACACGGCGGUGGGCAGCUGGGCGUGGACGACGGGCGUGGCAUUCCUGCUGGUGCACAACACGGCGGUGCGCGGCGAGUGGCAGAUGGGGCGGCACUGGGGGCCGGACGAGGUGGAGAAGCGCCUCGAGCACCACCGCACCACGUGGGUCACGGAGGAGCACUUUGGCGCGCUGCAGCAGGCGGGGGUGAAUGCUGUGCGCGUGCCCGUGGGGUACUGGAUAGCGGAGGAGGGCAAGGCGGAGGGGGAUGUGGGGGCGGGCGGGCCGCUGUACCCGUUCAGCAAGGGCGGGCUCAAGUACCUCGACUGGGCCUUCGACAUGGCCAACAAGUACGGCAUGCGGGUGCUGCUGUCCCUGCACGCGGCACCAGGAUCUCAGAACGGGUACGAGCACUCAGCGUCGCGGGACGGCAUUCCCGACUGGGCAGCGUCCCAGGUGAACAUAGACCGCACGGUGGAGGCCAUAGACUGGUUCGCACAGCGCUACGCCACCCACGACGCCUUCGCGGGCAUCGCGCUGCUCAACGAGCCUCUCGAAGAGGCCAUCUCCGCGGAGACGCUGGGGAACUACUACGAGCGCACGUACGCGGCGGUGCGCGCGCACUCGCAGUGCGCGUUCGUGGCGAUCAGCGCGCGCGUGGGCGCGGAGGCGACGGAGGUGCUGGACUUUUUAGCGGACGAGGCGCAGUUCACCAACGUCAUCCACGACGAGCACUUCUACAACAUCUUCCACGAUGCCCCCAAGUCCACCGCCACGCCCGCUGCUGCCGCCACGGACCCUGCUGCUACUGACCCUGCUGCCAACACGGCAGCCACAGGGGACGCUUGGGGCGGCGGCGGUGCUGGUUCAGGGAACCUAUCGGCGGUGCUGAGCUUUGUGUUGACGACGCGCGUGAAGGAGCUGGGGCUGCUGCAGCCGGCGGGGAGCGAGCGCGUGGCGAUGGUGGGCGAGUGGUCUCUGGCGGUGGAGGGGCAUGACAGUGUGGACGAUGCCGGCAUGGCAGGCCUGGCGUCUGCGCAGCUGGCGGCGUAUGCGCGUGCACGCGCCGGGUGGUUCUUCUUCUCGCACCGCAUGGGCCGCCCGCAGUUCCCGCGGUUUAGCUUCCUGGACUCGCUUGGCCGCGGGUGGCUGUCGCUGCAGGGCGGUGGCGGGUGGUACUAG